Bipolaris sorokiniana ND90Pr is the source of this 840-nucleotide messenger RNA. RefSeq names its product glycosyltransferase family 32 protein. Gene Ontology annotation, biological process: protein N-linked glycosylation. The transcript is spliced from 2 exons. Gene Ontology annotation, cellular component: mannan polymerase complex. Gene Ontology annotation, molecular function: alpha-1,6-mannosyltransferase activity. Bases 1 to 840 code for a protein of 279 amino acids. The record is from RefSeq and is a predicted model, not a curated record. NCBI's taxonomy places the organism in Eukaryota, Fungi, Ascomycota, Dothideomycetes, Pleosporales, Pleosporaceae.
AUGAUUGGACCACCUAUCACUCGAAGGAAUGUCAGCGAUGUCCAGCAGGCCGAAAUCCCAAAACUCAUCUGGUACAAAUUGGGUCCGAAUGGACUCUCUGACGAAGCGCGCGCCUGGACAGACUCCUGCGUCAAGAACAACACAGGCUACAAAGCGCACUUCUUAACGGACGAAGGCAGCGACACGUAUGUCCGGAAGACAUUCGCUUUCCGCCCAGACAUCGUAGAUACCUACCUCGCUCUCCCCAUCCCCAUUUUCAAAGCCGAUCUCCUGCGCUACCUGCUGCUCUGGGACCAAGGCGGCAUCUGGUCCGACCUCGACGUUUCCUGCGAAGAUAUCCCCAUCGACGACUGGGUCCCCGCCUCGUACAAGAACUCCGCCGCCAUAGUCGUAGGUUGGGAAUUCGACCAAGGCUGGCCGGGCAAAUACGUGCGGCAAUUCGCGAGUUGGACGAUAAUGUCGAAGCCGCGCUCGCCGCACAUGAUGCAAGUCGUCGACGAUAUCCUCGAGACGCUGCGGGUGGAAACAACGGAACACGGUAUUGGGGUUCAGAACGUUACGCUGGAGAUUAUGGGGGAUGUGGUGGAUUUCACCGGCCCCCGCCGCUUGACGCGGAGUUUGUUUAAGAGUCUGGAGAAGCAGAUGAAUCGAACGCUUGAUGUGAGUGAGUUCCAUGAGAUACUGCAGCCGAGGCUGGUGGGGGAUGUGUUGAUUAUGCCGGGGCAGUCGUUUGCGGCUUCUUCGAAUACGUAUACGGUGGAGCAGCAGAAGGAUUUGCCGCCGCAGUUGGUGGAACAUCAUUAUGCGGGGAGUUGGAAGAAUGACAAGGGUGGUGAAUAG